Molecule: messenger RNA, 1554 nt
Organism: Lindgomyces ingoldianus
Lineage: Eukaryota; Fungi; Ascomycota; Dothideomycetes; Pleosporales; Lindgomycetaceae
Product: general substrate transporter
Exons: 5
Coding region: 1-1554 (517 amino acids)
Biological process (GO): carbohydrate transport; transmembrane transport
Cellular component (GO): membrane
Molecular function (GO): carbohydrate:proton symporter activity
Source: RefSeq, a predicted model, not a curated record
AUGGGGAAGGAGGACAAUAACUAUGCCAAGCAGCAGCUAAUUGUUGUUAACGACGUGCACAAGCCCAGCUAUGCUAUUCGAACGAAUGUGGCGUCGGUCGCCUUGGGUAGGUACGAUUUCCAAAAGCCUAAGCCGCUCUCUCCGAACAUGCUCAAGCUUUAUGCAAUCAUGGGCAUUGGCUACCUGGUGUCAACCAUGAACGGCUUCGAUAAUUCAAAGACCUUUGGCCUCUACGGAGAGGGAUCCACCACUGGCAUUAUAUUUAUAAUCUACAAACUCGGCCGGAUUGCUGCAUUUCCAUUUUGUGGUUUCUUUGCUGAUGGCUAUGGACGUCGUGUGUGCAUCUUUGUGGGAUGUCUGCUAAUUCUUGUUGGAACAGCUGUGCAAGCUAGUGCCCGCGGAAUGGGCCAGUUCAUUGGUGGGGGGUUCGUGCUCGGGUGUGGAGCAUCCAUUGCUUCCGCUGCUGGACCUGCAUACACGGUAGAGCUUGCUCAUCCGGCAUAUCGGGGAACUAUGGCGAGAAUGUAUAACAGCUUCUGGUGGCUAGGGAAUAUCUUGGCUGGGUGGACCACCUACGGCACAAACCUCCACCUGGAGUCGUCAUCUUGGGCUUGGCGUCUCCCCUCCGUUGUUUUGGCCCUUGUGUUGUUCUUCCCCGAAUCACCUCGCUGGCUAAUUUCGAAAGACCGACACGAAGAAGCUAUCGUAGUCUUGGCAAAGUACCACGGCGAUGACAAUCCCGAAGCACCCAUCGUCCAACUCCAGGUCCGCGAGAUCUGCGAUGACUUCGCUGUCACCCAUAACGAAAAUCCCUGGUGGGACUUCCGCGAGCUUGGAAACACCAAAGCUGCACGAUACCGACUUGCAAUGGUUAUCGCGAUGGCCGUUUAUGGUCAGUGGUCGGGAAAUAACGUUGUUUCGUACUCUAUGCCAGCUAUGAUUAAGAACGCAGAGAUUACGGAUACAAAUAGGCAACUUCUCAUCAACGCCAUCAAUCCCAUUUUCAGUAUGCUUGGUGCGAUCAACGGAGCCACCCUUCUAGAUAAACUUGGGAGACGAAAGAUGUUGAUGGGUGGUCUUAUUGGCGGCCUCUUUUCAUACUGUCUUCUCACUGCCUUCACGGCAACGGCCAAACCGUCGAAUGACCUUGCGUACGGAACUAUUGUGUCUAUCUAUCUCUUUGGGAUUUUCUUCGCCUGGGGCUGGACGCCGCUACAGACUCUGUACGCCAUUGAAUGUCUCGAGAACCCCACACGAGCCAAAGGAUCUAGGCUGAAUUUCCUGUUCUUGAAUGUUGCUAUGGUGAUUAAUACGUAUGGUAUCUCAAUUGGUAUUGAGAAGAUUGGGUGGAAGCUGUAUCUGGUGUAUAUCGCUUGGAUAUGUGUUGAGAUUUCCGCUAUUUACUGGUUCUUUGUGGAGAUAGCUGGUAAAACGCCAGAAGAACUGAGAGAGAUCUUUGAGGCCCCAAAUCCACGUAAAGCGUCUAAUAAGCGCAUUAAAAUAGAGAUGGAUGAGCGGGGACAAGUUCUUCAUGUUGAGGAUCGCGGGGUUUGA